AUGACUGGACUUGUGAAACCAACAUCAGGCGCAGCGUUUGUCCAAGGUUUGGAUAUAUGCAAAGAAAUGGACAAAGUAUACACUAGCAUGGGUGUAUGCCCACAACACGAUUUGCUCUGGGAAACACUGACCGGAAGAGAACAUCUGCUCUUUUAUGGAAGACUUAAGAAUCUUAAAGGCUUUGAUCUUAAUCAAGCUGUAGAUGAGUCUCUUCAGAAUGUUAACCUUUUUAAAGGAGAAUUUGCGAAUAAACUUGCUGGGAAAUACAGUGGAGGUAUGAAAAGACGGUUAAGUGUAGCCAUUUCACUUAUCGGGAAUCCUAAGGUGGUUUAUAUGGAUGAGCCGAGCACAGGACUCGAUCCAGCGUCAAGAAUGAACCUAUGGACGGUCAUCAGACGUGCUAAAAGACACAUUGCGAUAAUUCUCACAACUCAUUCAAUGGAGGAAGCAGAGUUUCUAUGUGACCGAUUGGGGAUUUUUGUAGAUGGAAGGUUAAAGUGCAUAGGGAAUCCAAAAGAGCUAAAGGGAAGGUAUGGUGGAUCUUAUGUGUUUACGAUGACAACCUCAUCAGAACAUGAGCAAGAUGUGGAAAUGUUGGUUCAAGAUUUUUCUCCAAAUGCCAAGAAGAUUUAUCAUAUUGGAGGGACACAAAAAUUUGAGAUCCCAAAAGAACAAGUUCGGAUCUCGGAAGUGUUUCAACUGGUGGAGAAGGCAAAGAGCAGUUUCAAAGUGUUAGCUUGGGGACUUGCGGAAACAAGUCUUGAAGAUGUUUUCAUUAAGGUUGCUGGAAGUGCUCAAGGAUUUUAA
Arabis nemorensis is the source of this 807-nucleotide messenger RNA. Lineage: Eukaryota; Viridiplantae; Streptophyta; Magnoliopsida; Brassicales; Brassicaceae. The record is from the annotation of a GenBank genome assembly.